AUCAGACCCAUCAGACCUCCACGCAUGCUUUCUCUCUUCUUUGCGUGCUACUCAGGAACCGAUUGGGGGUACAAGGCCUGUCUGGAGAGCCGGGUAAUAAGCGGGAGGACCUGGAAGUGGAUUGUUUAUUCUUAUUUUUUUUUAUAGAUAGGAUAAGCUUAUUGGGUGAUCGGCACGCACGCUCUUCUUUCGCUGCGGAUGGCACGCGAAUGAGCGGCUUUGAUUUUUUUUGUCACUUUCAUCCUAAGUGGAGGUGACAAGGAAAAGCGAGAAAGAGUGCAGGAGGGGGGAAGUUUGACGGACAUGGCGAUGGUGGCGUGGAGGAACCCCGAGGAGGGGACGCUCUCUUCCCCGAUAUCGCAUGUUGCUCCCUUGGCUCUGCCGGUGCACAUGAACCCACCGUCGGCUUCCCUGGAGAUGCCCCGCGUUGCAGCACCACCCACCGCCGCCACCACCAACACUAACAAUAGUUCUUCUUCGUCGUCCUCGUCGUCGUCGGACAAGCAGGCGAGCGCGCACAUCGAGUGCAUCGUGUGCGGCGACAAGUCCAGCGGGAAGCACUACGGCCAGUUCACUUGCGAGGGCUGCAAAAGCUUCUUCAAGCGCAGCGUGCGCCGCAACCUGAGCUACACCUGCAGGGCCAGCCGAACCUGCCCCGUCGACCAGCACCACCGCAACCAGUGCCAGUACUGCCGUCUCAAGAAGUGCCUCAAAGUGGGCAUGCGGAGGGAAGCGGUGCAGCGAGGCCGGCUCCCCCCGGCGCAGUCGUUCCACGGCCAGUUCUCCCUGAGCACGGGGGAGCCCCUGCAGUGCCACUCGUACCUGUCGGGCUACAUCUCGCUGCUGCUACGGGCCGAGCCGUACGCCACGUCGCGCUUCGGCUCGCAGUGCCUGCCGGCCGGUGGCUCGGUGGGCAUCGAGAAUAUCUGCGAGUUGGCGGCGCGCAUGCUGUUCAGCGCCGUGGAGUGGGCCCGGAACAUCCCCUUCUUCCCCGACCUGCAGGUGUCCGACCAGGUGGCUCUGCUGCGGCUCACCUGGAGCGAACUUUUCGUACUCAACGCGGCGCAGUGCGCCAUGCCAGUGCACGUAGCGCCGCUACUGGCCGCCGCCGGCCUGCACGCAGCCCCCAUGUCGGCCGAGCGCGUGGUGGCUUUCAUGGACCACAUCCGGGUUUUCCAGGAGCAAGUGGAGAAGCUCAAGACUCUGCACGUGGACUCGGCCGAGUACGCCUGCCUUAAGGCCGUCGUGCUAUUCACUACAGACGCAUGCGGCCUGUCGGACUCGGCGCAUGUGGAAGGUCUUCAGGAGAAGUCUCAGUGCGCGCUGGAGGAGUACGUGCGCAGCCAGUACCCGAACCAGCCCAGCCGCUUCGGCCGCCUGCUGCUGCGACUUCCGUCUCUGCGCUCCGUGUCGUCGGCUGUCAUCGAGCAGCUUUUCUUCGUGCGGCUGGUGGGCAAGACGCCCAUAGAAACGCUCAUCCGCGACAUGCUGCUGUCGGGCGGCAGCUUCAACUGGCCUUACGUGCCCGUCCAGUAGCGCCCCUCUGUGGGGGGAGGGUGACUCAGCUGAGGUAAUAUCGUCUCUUCCAGGAUGGACUUGCACAGCCUAAGACAUGACAUUGGAGAGACACAAAAUAGAUAGAACGUGCGCAUCAAAAACUGAUUUGCGGCCACUAAUCUGUGUUUUGUUUUGGGUUUUUUUGUUUUUACUAUUUUUUUUUGUUUUGUUUUCAGCUAUUUGCUGAAACACUCACCCGUUCGCAACGUUGUAAGUAUUGUGUGCGCAUACAAUAUUAUUUGUUUGAUAUCAUUCCCAUGAACAACUUUAGUCCUAGGUGUAGAAUAAUGGAACACAGGGUUUUCUUAUCUUAUCUUUUUAUUAAAGGUGCGCUCCAUUUGACUUGACAACUGUCUAGGAAUGAGAUGAAUUUCAUUCAUGUAUUUUGUGAGCACAUUAUGCCUAUUUCAUGGCCACAGAUUAGCACUUUGUGUGCACAUUUUAUCUAUAUUGUGGUAAAAACUACCCCACACACCCCCGUCCUGUCUGUGGCUCCGAACAAACUUUUCCUAUUUGAGAUUACUGGACAUUUUUUGCAGUGUUGUAAAAGAUCUAUAGCCCCGUGUGUGUAUAUUUAUCAUAGUUGUCAUUUAAGAAAAAUGUUUUAAAAAGGCAGCAGGGCUUUUUCAAGAUAUUUGUUGUUGUGUGUUUGUCAAUAUAUUUCUUUUUCAUUUCCAGAGAUGGCACUUUUUUCUGUUAAGGACUAAACAAACAAAAAAAAAAGUAAAAUUUUACACGAAAAGCACGCACAACCUAGCAAUUAGCUCAAUUUAUAUAGCAAGAAUGCAAUUGAGUAUAUCAGUAAUGUCAUUACUUUUUGUAACAGCCAGUAAAAAGCAAACCUCGACACAUUUUGUUACUUUUAUAUUUUUAUUUAUUUAUAAUUGUGUGUGUUUUUUUACACUGUUGUUGUUUGGUUGAAACACAAAACUGAUGGGGAAAAAUUUAAAACUCAAUUUGGAGAUAUUUUUCAUUCGACAGCAAUGAUGGAUUUUCUGAACAACAAUAACUAUUUUUUAUUUUUAAAAUUAUCAACCAAAUAUAUUCGUUUGAUUUUUACUCCACAACAUGCAAAUAUCCAAUUUUGUUGUUGUCAUUUUGACAAUCCUCAAACUGUAAAAACAUUCAAUAGAAACGUGCAAAAAGAUUGGAAAAAAUUUAUUUCUUUUUUUCCAAUUGGUGACUGAAUGAAAUCAUUCAUUAUUCAAAGAACAAUUUCAAGAAAUUCGUCAAAACUCACACCAGCCAACAAUAUUAGGGACUUGAAAAAAAAAUCAUUAUUUUAUUUAUAAUGAAAAUAUUGUAGUAAUAUAUUGUGUUAUUAUCACGGCUCGUAAGAUGUGUAAAUUGUCCUUCUCGAGAUUUUUCGUUUCCAAGUAAGUAAUGACAUUGCUCAUUGCUGCGUGUGCGCGCGUGUGCGUGCGCGUGUGUGUUCUUUUUGGACAAACACUCAUGUUCUGUGAAAGCGUAUUUGUUUAACAUAAUUGCUACUGUGUUAAAUUAUAACUCAUCAUUUGUACAAGAAAUAAUGAUAAUAAAGUGUAUUUGAUUUUAACACA
Syngnathus acus (greater pipefish) is the source of this 3116-nucleotide messenger RNA. RefSeq names its product COUP transcription factor 2-like. Gene Ontology annotation, biological process: cell differentiation; negative regulation of transcription by RNA polymerase II; anatomical structure development. NCBI's taxonomy places the organism in Eukaryota, Metazoa, Chordata, Actinopteri, Syngnathiformes, Syngnathidae. Gene Ontology annotation, molecular function: zinc ion binding; retinoic acid binding; nuclear receptor activity. The record is from RefSeq and is a predicted model, not a curated record. The transcript has 3 exons. Bases 304 to 1536 code for a protein of 410 amino acids.